Molecule: messenger RNA, 5375 nt
Organism: Gavialis gangeticus (Gharial)
Lineage: Eukaryota; Metazoa; Chordata; Crocodylia; Gavialidae
Product: TBC1 domain family member 24-like
Exons: 8
Coding region: 117-2312 (731 amino acids)
Source: RefSeq, a predicted model, not a curated record
UAGGGGAGGUGCUAACCUUAAGAGGAUGCAAACAGAAUAAAUUACACGCAGGAACCAAGCCUAGCAGAAGCACCUUGCUAGUGAGUUUUGAUUUCAGCACAGGUAAUCCCAGAGACAUGUUACAGGUUGGGCUGAGCUUUUCCAGCUGCCCUGAAGGCACUGCUAUUGAUUUCCCUUCAGACAAGUCUGGAAAGCAGAACAGGUGUAAUUCUGUCUUGGUGAAUUCAGAGGAAGGUGACAUGGAAGCCCCACAAGGGACAAUCAGUUCUCCUCCAAUCUCUGUGGUGAUCACCUCUGAGGCUGAGACUUGGGACAUUGAUGCAUCUUCUUGCAUGGGCUCUGGACAGUUUGUAGAUUGGGAUAAGCUGCCAGAAUUGGAUCAAGAGACAAACAGCCACAGAGAGAUCCUCAGCAAAACCACUAGGGAACUGAAAAAGCUGGCAAGAGAAGGCUACUGGACUACCAGCCACAGUCUAAGAGCUCAGGCUUACCACCAGAUCAUCCAGCAUAUCCCCUGCCGGCUUGUGACCCCAGAUGCUCUGGUCUAUCAGGAUGUGGCAAUCAGGCUGUUUGGAAAACAGAAUGUGAGCUCCCAUCCGUUGCCUGAAUUCCUUGAAGGAUGCUUCAUGCCCACAUAUUGCCUGACUAGGGAAGGUAUAACAGCAGUAAAGAAAAUUCUCAUCUGCAUUGGCAACCUCUUCCCUGACAUCACCUACUGUCCAAUUCUGCCUGCGAUUGUAACGCUGUUGCUGCACUACAGUGAAGAUGAAGCUCAGUGCUUUGACAAUGUCUCGCACCUCAUUGCUUGCAAUGACUCCCACAUCAGCUAUAUUGACCAGUCUUUCUUGGCCCACAAGGCUUCCUGUAUGACUUUUGGGGAUCUGGCUAACAAGCACUGCCCCACAGCUCACAGAUUAAUAGCCAGUGCUUCUGAGAAUGUCUCAGAGGUCUAUUCUGAAUGGUUAACAUGGCUCUUUGGUGAGCUUCCCUUUGAUUAUGCCAUACGCAUACUUGAUGUAUAUCUAUUGGAGGGACAGAAAGUCCUGUACCGGAUUGCUCUGGCCUUGCUGAGACAAUACAAGCUCUUGGUGACCUCGAGAGAGCUGGAAGUGACUGACAUCAAAGGGGAUUUGCAAGCUUUCAUGCAGAACAUUAGAGAGCACAUGACUGUUGAUAAGCUACUAGAGAGAGCUUUUGGUAUCAGGCUAUUCUCCCGCAAGGAAAUCUGGCUUCUUCAGAUGGCAAACAGGAAGGCUCUGCUGGAGAAAGGGAUUACCAUGGUGCAGCGCAGGUACAAGUCUGACCCCACCCCUGUUCACCUCCUUGCCUGCCCCUGCCUCUACUACAUUUGGAACUCACCCAUAUAUGCAGGCCACAAGCACAGAAAGUCCAUCAUCACCAACCCAACAGUCCCAAGUUCCUUCUGUGCCCUACUUUCUGUCUCAACUGUUCCAAAAGUAGAGACAAAUCUGGAAGGAGAAGCUGACCCACAGACCAAUUCCUGGGAUGGCUCUGCCUCACAACCAAGAAACACAAGACAAUCAGCUUUGGUGCUGGCUAAAAGACAAUCAUUCCACCUGGCUGUGGAUAUGCUGAAGUUCAGCUCUACUAUUGUAACUGCCCAAGAGAUGCGUAUCAUAUGGUCCUGGAUUCCUGAGCGAUUCUCCUUAUUCCCUCCUGUCUUAUUAUUCUCUACCUUAGACGAUGGGUACAGUUUACAAAGGUUUUAUUCAUGCUGUGAAGGUUACGAACCAACAGUACUGCUCCUAAAAACAACACGGGAGGAAGUGUGUGGUGCGUUUCUCUCUUCUGACUGGAAUGAAAGGAAAAGGAGUGGGGGUACGUCCAGCUUUUUUGGCACAGGGGAAUGCUUUGUUUUUAGCGUGUGCCCUGAAAUGGAGAGAUAUGAAUGGGUGUUCAUCAAGAAACCAGAGCUGACCAAGGCAGUCCCUCGUUCACCCCGCCAGCGUUCAUCUUCUCUCUCCUCCCCCACUGACAUCUCGUCUUCCCCUAAUGGCCACAUGGCCAGUUCAAGCCACCUCUCAGUGCCAGUUCUGCAGAGAGGAAAGGUUCGCCUUUCUCCAUUUUUGGCAAUAAGACACUUCCUGCUGCCUUCAAAAACAGCUUCCAUGUUCAUGUCUGGGACUCAGGAAGGAAUCAUUAUUGGAGGUGGAGGAGGCCAAGCUCUGUGCAUUGAUGCUGACCUGCUUCAUGGAAGGACAGAGCACUGUGAGACAUUUGACAACCCUCCGCUCUGCGAAGAGAACUUCCAGGUGCAGCUCCUCGAAGUCUGGGGUUUUCAGAAUGCCUAAAUUACUGCUGAAAUUGCUCCUGCCGGCCCCAUAUUAAUCAAUGAAAGAUUCAUCACCACCAGAGGGUGCAUGACUGGUUGACUCCAAAGGCCUGACUGUCAUAGAGGAAGUCCCCACAUGAUGGCAGCCUGCAUUUCUCUUGCUGCUUUUUUACCCCACUGCUAGCCAUUCUCCAUAUUUUCCAUCUUCAUCAUAAUGGACAGUGAUGAUGACUAGGAAUGAGGGAAAUAAAGCUCCACAGUACAACCUGUUGUUACAGGUACUGCCUUGCUAUGAAUGUAUGAUAAUAACUCAGCCCCAAAAUGUUUUCACACAGUUCAGAUUAAACCCCCAAUUUUCUGGAGUUUGGAAAAAUGAGCUAAUUUGCAUAUUUUCUUGUGCUUCUCUGAAGAGAAAUAACAUAGCAAAGGCAGACCUUGGGGGACGUUCAGGCAAGCUGAAAUCCAAUCUAUAAAACUUUCUAAGACUGACUUGUAAGGUUUCCAUCCUGGUACCAAGUCCAAAAUGAUUAUAACUGGGAACAGAUCCACUAUAGUCUUUGAAGGUCACCAGACAGUGUGUGCAGUGACAAGUUAGUUAUCCUGUAAUAUGGUACACAAGUGGCUUUCAUGUGCAGCUACCCAUUUUAGCAAAGUAGUUUUGACAGUUACCACCAGAGCCAAUUAUCUGCACUAUUUUUGAAAAUGCAGCAAAUUCUGGGCAGAUUGCAAGCAGUAGUAUAACUAGGGGUGGGCAAGGAGGCCACAAGCCCCCGGCAUUGCUUUAGGGUAGGGCUUGCUGGAACCAAGGCGGGGGGGUGGGGCUAGGAUUGAAGCAGCUAGGCUGCUAGUCCAGAAGCUGCAGGCUGGGACUGGUGGAGACGGGCUAGGAAUUGGACAUUGAUGUCAAGGAGGCUCUUGGGUGCUUGACAGAUAAGUGCUGAGCAUGAAAGAAGAAGCAAGAGAUGAAGGCGGAGGGGCACACCCUUGCUGCAGAAUUAGGGAUUUUAUUUCUUUACUCACCCUGGUAUUCAGCAGCACCUUUGUGGGGGCAGCUGAGAGAUCUAACACAUUAGCUGAGAGGACCUGCCAGGACCCUAAAACAGCCUUGGCUCCAGUCUGGUCUCUUUCCCCUGUCUGCAGGAGCUGGAGGUCCCACAGCUGUCAGGACCCAAGAGCCUCUUGCUCUCACCCCCUGGGUCCUGACACCACCCAUGGGCACUGUACCGUUCCCUCUACCCCUGCUUCACAACCAACUUUGCUCAGAAGCAAAAGAGCUUGCCAUGCCUCUGAAUGCAAAGUCUUCAGAUGCUCCAUAGACUCUGCUCCAGCCUAAAUACAUAUAACUAUGUAGUUGUGCCUCUGCACCAUGUGUGGAAAAAGGCAGGUGAUGUAUCCCUAGAACACAUAGCUAGUGUUGAGCCACCUUGGUAGGAAAAAGUAGUAGAACUCUGGAAGUAACAGUUUCCCUCUAAGUGAAUAUGUUUUGCUUGCAAUUUCUGGAGGCCCCAGGAUGGUCAGCAGUUUUAAUAUGGUCAAGACAUUUGAGUAAAGGAUUUGUCACAGAGACAAGAUCCUCUCCAUCCUAGAAAUGGGGCUUCCAGGAUCCAAGCUGAGGCCUGUUAGUGGACCAAUACAACAGAGCUUGCCCAGGUUUACACCUGUUUUGAAAAUGGAGAGAAAGCACUUUUCUCUUGAAUGUCAAGCAUAGCACUAAACUCAUCUGAGAUAUGCAAAUCCACAAUAUGUAUUUAAACUUUUCUAAGUAAACUAGCAUAACAUAGUAUUGUAAACCUUCCUUAUCGUGGGGCUUGUACUAAACUGAAGAGGUGUUUUCAGAGCAGUGUCGGUAUCUUAAGAAUCUAAAUAGUUAGAACAUCUGGCAGUCUAAUCUAUCCUGUCAUUAGUUAUCCAACAUUAGAACAAUAAAAAAUUAAUCAUUUGUAAAGAUGAACUAUAAAUAUGUAAACUAUGAUAAGUCCAAUGUAAUAGUGAAUGUGUUUUUUAAUCCCUAUAAAAAUCAUUUAGUUGGCAGAAUGAAAACAUGCUUUCAAAGUCCAAAUAUAUUUUUCAUUUAAAGUUUUAUUUUAACGGCACUCAUUCUCUCCUGUUAUAAAGAGCAGACAUGGCUUCCUCCAAGGAGAUAAUUCUAGAAAUGCUAGGUGAAUAUGGGUCAAAGAGAGAAGAGUCCUGUACCCACACAGUCAUCUAUGCAGACGUUCAAAUCAUUAGCAAUAACUUGUGGUCUUCAAAGUACAUCUGGUAAGAUAAGAUGUGAAGUCUGUAUUUCUGCUCUUUUACAUCAGUUUUGUUUUACUGUUAGUCUAAUAAAGCUAUUGAUACAUGAACAGGUUUAAUUCAUAGAAGGCAUAAACCUGGAACCAGAAUCAGGACCAUGGUGUUGUAUAUAUAGUGAUGUGCUUAGACAUCAUUUUCCUACACACAUGCUUAGCAGAACCUAAACAGGGGCCUGGGGGCUUGCCAGAGCUCAUUGCAUUGGGAUCACCCUUUCCCAUAAGCUCCCCAUUUUGUUGUUUCAUGAGCUCUGCCAGUCAUAAAAGUGAAGGGCAGAGUUGUUCUUUCAUGCCCUGAAUUUGGCCAAUAAAUUCCUGUUUUGAAUGUGAGGAGUUCUGCUAAGUCCUGGCCAAUAUUUGCCCCUUCCUAAGGCUAUAUACUGAACCAGACAGAUUUUCUGGGUGAAAUUGCUAAGCAGAGGGAUACACUUAUCUUACCAGAUGCAUUCUUUCCCUAGGUCUGAGUAUCUUGCCUCUUUCUAUGGAAAUCCCAAGACCUCCAAACUCAUAGGGCUGAGGAAUGUAAAGCUUUUCUUAUGUUGCAGCCUGUGUUUCUCUAGCCUUUGUGUAGCUUUUGGAUCAAUACUCAGGGUAUUUUAUUGUAAAGGACAAGUGGUUCUCAUCUAAAGUAGUUAAAAUACUGGACACAUGGGACCAUACUAUAAACUUCUUGCUGUCUUUGCUGCAGUGGCAAAACUUGUGAACUUUUGUGUUGCUUUACGUGCAGUAUAACUUAUCUUCUAACUUCAGCUGAAAAUCACAAUGAAAUAUGAGGUCCGGUAAUUGCUGGU